Molecule: messenger RNA, 3033 nt
Organism: Sander lucioperca (pikeperch)
Lineage: Eukaryota; Metazoa; Chordata; Actinopteri; Perciformes; Percidae
Gene: pdzrn4
Product: PDZ domain containing ring finger 4
Exons: 9
Coding region: 463-2931 (822 amino acids)
Molecular function (GO): protein binding
Source: RefSeq, a predicted model, not a curated record
UCACUCACACUGAGAGAGGAGGUGGUGAAGAAGAGAGAGAGAGUGUUAGGCAUGCAAGUGAGAUUCAAGGGAAGGAGUGACAGGCAAGAGGGAAAGAGAAGCCAGGUGCUUUUACUCAUCUUACCACUGAUACACUCCCCACACACACAGACACUGAAGGAACUACAUCCACAACCUUUACUAAAGCAGUGAGCUGAUACACGUGGGUGUGUGUGUGUGUGUGUGUGUGUGUGUGUGUGUGUGUGUGUGUGUGUGUGUGUGUGUGUUUGUGUGUGUGUGCGUUUCCCGCGCUCGGAGCGACAGAGGGGAUCUCUGAGGAUACACGAAUGAGAAAGAGGAGUGGGGGAGCCAAGGAAGAGGAGCCCGAGUGUGUUUCGCCCCAGGGGGAGCUCACACACACACACACCGUAGACAGCACGCACACUCCAGCGGGCACUCUGCACUGUUUCCCUGACAACUAGAAUGGGCUGCAAUUUGUGCACCUUGCAGAAACGGGAGGAACACUACAAACUGCUGUAUGAGAUUGCACAGGUGAACGGGCGCAACUUCUCCAAGGUUGACCAUGAGGAGGCAGUGGUGGAGGCCAUCAGGCGAGACCCCAUCGUUGUCCAGGUUCUCCGGCGAACCCCCACCAGAUCCACGGCCGCUGUUGCACAUAACUACAGCGGCGCGCCACAGAACGUGUCUGUGGUGGAUGUUUGCACGCAAACUGACAUUACCUUCGAGCAUAUUAUGGCACUGUCGAAGCUUCGGCCUGCUACUCCGCCCGUCCCCGACAUCUGUCCCUUUCUUUUGUCCGACAGUUGUCAUUCCAUCCACACCAUGGAGCAUGAGUUUUAUGAAUGUCCAGAGUACCUGUCCAAUAUCCCAGCAGAGGUGGAGAGGACUGAAGAAUAUGAGUAUGAGGAGGUGGAGCUGUGCAGACAGAACAGCCAGGAGAAGCUUGGCUUGACGCUGUGCUACAGGACCGACGAUGAGGAGGACACCAGCAUCUAUGUCAGCCAGGUAGAGCCGAACAGCAUAGCAGCAAGAGAUGGACGCAUCAAGGAAGGAGAUCGAAUUCUACAGAUAAAUGGCUGUGAAGUGCAAGACAGAGAGAAAGCCGUUGCCCUGUUGUCAAGUGAAGAAGCAAGGAGCAUCAUAUUACUGGUGACAAGACCAGAAAUCCAGCUGGAGGAGGAGGUAUGGCUGGAUGAUGAGCAACAGGAGCUUGUGGAGGAGCUGAAGAUGGAGAUCCUGGAGGAGAGGAGGAAACAGAAGGAACAUACAUUUGACAGAGGAGAUGAGCAUCUAGGUGAAGAAGAGAUAACAACAGACACAGCCACAUGUUCCUCCAACAAUCAAGACAAAGACAGUGGGUUUGGACGCAGUACAGACAGUCCAGAGCACCAACCACUGCUGGCUAGACUACACAGGAGGACCCCAGCCCACUGCAUGAGGGAGCGAUGGCGGGCAGAGCAUCCACACGCAAGACGGGGGACUGUAGGGCCACAGAACACCCAGAGUCCAAGGACAUUGUCCAAAGGCCAAGGCCAUGAAGGGGUAGUCAGUAUUCGCAAUGGUGGAGGCGGGAUCCUAGGUUUAGAGAAUCGGUUUGAGCAACUCCUUGAGCUCAAGUGUCAAAUCCGGAAUGGAGGCGAGUGUGGGGUGUACUCAAUUCGACACAGCAUAGAGUGUAGUCUCACUGAGCAUGGAGUGGAUGAAGAUGGCGUAGAUGGUGUUGGAGGAGAAAAUGGAGUGGAGCAGGAAUUGAGGAUGCUAAAUGAGGAACUGCGCAGCAUUGAGCUUGAGUGCCAGAGCAUCAUGCAGGCGCAUCAGCUCCGCCAGGCCCACCAGCUGGACCCCUCACAAUCCGCGUCCUGCUCGCCAGGACGGAGCCCCAAAGACGGACACAAGCGACAUGGCAGGUUGGCCGACAUCCACGAGUACCCGGAGCGGUCAGACAUCGACAGGAUCCGAGAGAAGGACAGCUCCAGUGCCUACAACACGGCGGAGAGUGCAAGGUCGACACCACUAGGGAUGGAAAGAUCUCCUGAUCAUUCUCUGCAGAGACACAUCAGCAUCACCAACCAGAAAAACCUCAGACUGGCUUCCUCCACACCAUCCAGCCCCAUCCCCAUCCCUAUCCCCAAGCCCCAGGGUACACCUAGUCAUAGCAGAACAGCAGACCCAGGCUCUGUUAUCUCCAGCAGCCCAGACCAGAGCAACCCUUCCCGGUCCGAAUCAGACCCUGCCCUGCCUGCAGACGAUGAGAGGUGUAAGAAGAAAGGGAGGACCAGAGAUUCUAGGAGGGGGCUUCCCUAUGGUUCUUAUCAGACAACCCCCUAUCAAGGCCAGGGAGGAUCCAGGCAACUGCAGAGCUACAUGCAGCUGCUACAACAGCACUCAUCCCUGGAAUAUUCCCAGAGCCAGCUGAGUCUGCUCAGUGUCUGUCGAGAUCCUGUGCACCGGAGCGGACGCCCUGGGGAACCCCGUCUAGAGUGGAAGGUCAAGGUUCGGGCUGACGGCACACGCUACGUUGCCCGGAGGCCUGCUCGUGACCGCAUCCUGAGGGAGCGGGCACUAAGGAUCAGAGAGGAGAGGAGCGGAGGCAUGACCACAGAUGACGACGCUAUGAGCGAGAUGAAGAUGGGCCGCUACUGGAGCAAAGAGGAGAGGAAGCAGCACUUGGCGCGGGCCAGGGAGCAAAGGAAGAGGAGGGAGUUCAUGCAAAAGAGCCGCCUCGAGUGUCUAAAGGAGGGGCCAGCUAGCGGAGCUGAGGGCAGGAAAGAGAUCAAUAUCUUGGAGCUCAGUCACAAAAAGAUGAUGAAGAAACGAAACAAAAAGAUCCUGGAUAACUGGAUGACCAUCCAGGAGCUGAUGAGCCAUGGGGCUAGAGUCCCGGAGGGCUCCAAAGUACAUAACGCCUUCCUAUCUGUCACAACUGUUUAGCGGACACAUACAAUACUGAACACUUUAAGAUCCGGUAGCCUGCAUUUCAGGAACUACUGCUAUAUGAAAAAAAUUAAAAAAUUUGUAAAAUUCAAAUAAAAA